Molecule: messenger RNA, 443 nt
Organism: Eruca vesicaria subsp. sativa (arugula)
Lineage: Eukaryota; Viridiplantae; Streptophyta; Magnoliopsida; Brassicales; Brassicaceae
Source: the annotation of a GenBank genome assembly
AUGGCUUUGGUGAGAAGUCUAUUGGGUGCAAAGAAGAUUCUUGGCCGCUCUGUAACAGCAACAACAACAAGUGCCUCGGCGGCACCAAAAGGGUUUCUUGCGGUGUACGUAGGAGAGAGCCAGAAGAAGAGAUAUGUGGUGCCAAUCUCAUACUUGAGCCAGCCUUCCUUUCAAGAUCUUCUCAGAAAAUCUGAAGAAGAGUUUGGGUUUGAUCAUCCGAUGGGUGGCUUAACGAUUCCUUGUCCUGAAGAUACUUUCAUCAACGUGACGUCUCAGCUUCUAUGUUGAUUAUCCAACAUAUUUUUUAGUCUAGUUAGAGAUAGACUUAGUUCCUUGUAAAAACAGGAGAACUUUUACCUCAUUAUUGUUCAAAGAGUUAUUCUAUAAUCUUUUGAAAGUGAAUGUUAUAGACACGAUUUCGAUUCAUGUUAAUACAUUUUGGA